Branchiostoma floridae (Florida lancelet) is the source of this 3003-nucleotide messenger RNA. RefSeq names its product phosphatidylinositol transfer protein beta isoform-like. Gene Ontology annotation, molecular function: phosphatidylcholine binding; phosphatidylinositol transfer activity; phosphatidylcholine intramembrane carrier activity. Gene Ontology annotation, cellular component: cytoplasm. The coding region runs from base 127 to 939 and encodes 270 amino acids. The transcript has 12 exons. NCBI's taxonomy places the organism in Eukaryota, Metazoa, Chordata, Leptocardii, Amphioxiformes, Branchiostomatidae. The record is from RefSeq and is a predicted model, not a curated record. Gene Ontology annotation, biological process: phospholipid transport.
UUUAUUUUAAGUACCCCUAUUUGAUUAUGGUACAACCUAUGAUGUUCUUGGAGGUCCGACAUCCGGGGAUUGCGUGACCCACAUGACGUCAUACCCGGCGUCCCGCCCCAUGUGAGACUAGUCAAGAUGGUGUUGAUCAGAGAGUUCCGUGUUUAUCUACCGAUCACCGUUCCAGAGUACCAGGUCGGCCAGCUAUGGUCUGUCGCUGAGGCAAGCAAGAAUGAAACAGGAGGUGGCGAGGGUGUGGAGGUACUCGUCAACGAGCCCUUUGAGAAUGAGGAGAUGGGGAAGGGGCAAUACACUCACAAGAUCUACCAUCUGAAAAGUAAAGUUCCCAAGUGGAUAUCUAAGUUAGCACCUAAGGGAUCAUUAGAAAUGCACGAGAAGGCGUGGAAUGCUUAUCCCUACUGUAGGACCAUCAUCACAAAUCCGGACUACAUGAAAGAGGGUUUCGAGCUGAGGAUUGAGACAUGGCACAAAAAAGAGUUGAACCUAGAUAAUCCCCACAAGGUCCCGCCUGAAGUGUGGAGAAACGUGGAGAAGGUGGACAUUGACAUUGGAAAUGACCCGGUGGACAGGAGAGAUUACAACCCUAAGGAGGACCCCUCUGUGUACCACUCCUUCAAGACUGGCAGGGGGCCACUCAAGGGGGACUGGAUAAAGCAGCUGGGGAAGGAGGAGAAAGAGGCCCUCAUGUGUGCAUACAAGUUAGUUACUAUAGAGUUCAAGUGGUGGGGGCUGCAAACUGCAGUAGAGCACUUUAUCCAGAAGUCGGAGCGCCGGAUUUUCACCAACUUCCACCGCCAGCUGUUCUGCUGGCUGGACGAGUGGCACGGUCUGACAAUGGAGGACAUUCGCCGGCUGGAGGACGAGACCAAGCUGGAGUUGGACAAGCAACGCGCUGAAGAAGAGAAACGUGGCCACACGUUCGAGGAAUAAAGUAUCCCACAAAAGUGCAAAGAAAAGAAGGAGAGGUGCGCGGUACGAGGGAGACGUAACCCCCUUACCUCCACACGGACCACCCAGCCAUGCCACGUGCAGCGGGCUAUCCCUCAUAGCUACCCUCUAGAUUUGGUCUGACCUGAUGAACGGCCAUUUUAGUUAUCCUCCCACUGCUAACCUAGAUAUCACAAAGGGUUAGAGUCCUUGUAAAUAAACAAAUGAUGUAGGUGCCCCAAUCUCGGUAACAAAAACUGUAACUGUUACUGCUGUGAAUGUUACAACUGAUUUACUGGUACUGUGAGGUUGUUUCUUUUUCUUUGGUGUCCCCAUCAAAAUAGGCAUGGCCCAUAUCAGAGAUUUUAACUAUGAGAAAAUGAACACAGCAUUAAGUGAUAUUUGAUAACUGUAGGAAGUGAUAAGGGGCUUGGGAUGCUACCAUAUACUUGAUACAGUAGAUUUUCUCUGAUUUCCUAUACAACCAGUCUGUUGUUAUGUACUGUGAAACAAACUUAGUUCGAACCUGAAAAAGUACAGAUUGAUAUUAUUAAUUCUUUAGUGCCCCCAAGAGGGCGUGAUAACAGGGAAGUUGUCAGGGACUGUUGAUUAAUAGUUGGGAAGGAUAUACAGCUAAGUUGACUAAUAUAUAUAUUUUGUGAUUAAAAACUUCUAGUACUUGCUUUAAUGUCCGGAGCUUGUUACUGUUCACUGUUGUAGCCUGGUAUCCAUCUUCACUAUGCUCAUUAUCUUUCUAAGACAAAGCUGGAAAUAGAUGAAUGCCAGGCUAUGUUUAAUUGUAUUGCUUCCAAAUCUUGUAUAACAUUAAGUGUAAUUGUCUACAAAUGUAAAGGAGUGUAUAAUCUGGAACAAAACUCUGUAUUUCAGUUUAUUUGUGUGUUUAAAUUUACCAGCUCUGUCAAUCAUAUAGGAGACUACAGUACUACAGUACCUUUUUAUGUGAUGCUCACAUUAGAUAAUCCUAUGCUCUCUGUAAAAGAUCAGAUUGUUAUGAAGCCACAGAUCGAAAAGGUGGAAUGGGGUUUUACUAGUUGUAAUUUAUUCAUGGUAAAACUCAGAACUACAUGAACUACUAAAUAUGUGUCACUUUGUAUGCCCAACUGUGUCUAACUACUUCCAUUAAGACCACCUGAUGCAUGCAAACCUGAAGGCUAUGCAGAGUAACAGAGUGCCUGUAAAGUGUGUCCCCAGGAAACAUAUUCCAGUUGGAUGGAAGAAAAAAAAAGAUACCGGCGGUAGCUUCCGUCUUACUGUGAUUUGAAGAAUUACGAUUACCUGUGACGUGUUCCUUGUUGUAGACAUAAGCUACAGUACUGCACUCUAUUACACUGCAGUUAUCACCUAGGAGCACAGAAAGAUCCCAACAUCUACUGGUUCAUGUAUGUCUGCGAGUCUUAGAGAUAGGCCUUACAUUUGUGUGUCUGUGCAUAGCCUAGCAAGGUGCCCCUUAGCAAUUGCCUGCUUCUUGUAGUCUGAUUGAGAUUAAAUAGCAAAUGGGAGAGUCCAUGGGGCACUAAGGAUAACAUUGCAGAUUCCCUGUCUGAAUUUCUCUCGGCUAGAAAUGUCUAUUUUGAUUGUACUUGUGAAGAUAGUUGAUGUGUAGUUGAGCAGGCAUGUGGAUCGCAGUGUAUGCUUGUAUAGCAUCAAUGUUUCUGGAGGGGAUAAUUUCUUUUAUGAAACUUUUGACUUACUUGAUAAUUAGAAAAGAUGUGCAAAUAGACCUGUUAGUCUGUCUUUGUGCUUGGGCACCCUGUAACCCUGCCAAGCAAAAUUCAACAUUUAAAGCGUUAGCAAAUUGUCCCAGUGACACAUACGCAGCACAGAUUUCUUUCAUGAAAAGUUUGGGUGCUACAAUAUUGUUCAUGUGACCUUUGAAAGCCUCUGAGCAUGCACAGUUCUGUGGCUAUGCAUUCAUGCAUAUCAUCUGUGAAUAGACACUGGUUUUUGUGUGAUUUGAGUGGUCCAAUAAGAGGCACCUGCCUUUACAGAAAUGUCUAUACUGACUAGUCUGAUGAGUCAAGAGUAAUAAAAGGUGUUUCAAUAUCA